Molecule: messenger RNA, 372 nt
Organism: Prunus mume (Japanese apricot)
Lineage: Eukaryota; Viridiplantae; Streptophyta; Magnoliopsida; Rosales; Rosaceae
Product: NDR1/HIN1-like protein 10
Source: RefSeq, a predicted model, not a curated record
AUGACUGUUGAAAACCGAAACAAAUGGAAUGACUUCCACUACGAAAAUUUUGAAGCCGUUGCUAGUUAUAAGAACCAGGAUUUGAAUAAUAGUAGCUUGGCCCCCUUCCUCGUAGGGCACAAGAAUUCGUUUGUAUUGACUCCAUCGUUCGAGGGGCAACGACUGGUGGCUCUUUCGAAUGAUGAGGUUUCGAAUUUUAGGAAUUCUACAGUUUUCGAUAUCGUUUUGAAGCUCUAUUUUAAGUAUUGGACCAAGAUUGGUGCGGUCAAGAUUAACAAGGAGCUCCAAAUGGCUUGCUAUUUCAAGGUUCCAUUGAGUUCUGGCGGAAAAUCAGCUGAAAAAUUUGAUAGCACCAAGUGUGAUAAGGCUUAA